Molecule: messenger RNA, 1900 nt
Organism: Aureobasidium subglaciale EXF-2481
Lineage: Eukaryota; Fungi; Ascomycota; Dothideomycetes; Dothideales; Saccotheciaceae
Exons: 1
Coding region: 198-1688 (496 amino acids)
Biological process (GO): L-valine catabolic process
Cellular component (GO): mitochondrion
Molecular function (GO): 3-hydroxyisobutyryl-CoA hydrolase activity
Source: RefSeq, a predicted model, not a curated record
CCAACCUGCACGACUUCCGAUUUAGCAUUCUGGCCUUCUUGCCGCCUUUUCUCCUUCCACCGGACCUGCUCUUGCUCUUCCAUUGACUCAACUCGGUCGCGCGAUUUGCCCGCAACCUUCGGCUUGCUCUUUACCGAGGCUUCAACUCGCUCCAUGCCCGCUUAAGAAACCGCUCUCCCUCACCUUCCUCGCUCACCAUGCUGCUCCGAUCAACCUGCUCCCGCACUGCUCAACCGUUGAGCUGCAUCUCGCGGACUCGCCCCUCCGCAAUCAUGCCUCUUCGCGCCCGCAUCAACAACCAAUCCUUCUCCGACAUGCCCUCAGAGCAACCUGGCGACGAACCCAACGAUGUCCUAUUCAAAUCACACUACGGUGUUCGCACAAUCGAAUUGAACCGCCCGAAGAAGCUCAACUCUUUGAACGGUUCCAUGGCCCGUAAGAUUCUACCACGUUUGAGGGAAUGGGAAAAGUCACAACUCGCGAAUGUUAUCGUGCUCAAGGGCAAUGGUAGAGCGUUAUGCGCUGGUGGUGACGUCGCUGCUCUGGCCAAGGACAACAAAUCAGGCCCCGAAGGUCAACAGCGCUCCAAGGACUACUUCGAACUCGAAUACAAGCUCGACCACACCAUUGCGACUUACUCCAAGCCCUACGUCGCUUUCAUGGAUGGCAUUACCAUGGGCGGUGGUGUUGGUCUCAGUGUUCACGCUCCUUUCCGUAUCGCUACCGAGAAUACCGUCUUUGCCAUGCCCGAGACUACUAUUGGCUUCUUCCCCGACGUUGGCGCCAGCUUCUUCUUACCUCGCAUGGAUGGCAGCGUAGGCACAUACCUUGCUCUCACAAGUGCACAGAUCAAGGGCGUCAACGUCUUCCUUGCAGGCAUCGCUACCCACUACCUCGACAGCAGUUCACUUCCUGACCUCGAGGCCCGUCUUGCCGAGCUUAACUUUGGUGACGAUGUCUCAUACAAUACGCGUCUGAGCAUCAUCAACGACACCAUUGAGGAAUUCACCACUGGCAUGCCCCACGACGUACCGCAGCAUUUCUCGACCAAUGUCCGCAUUGCGAUCGACUACUGUUUCCAGGAAGUCUUCAACAUUGAUCAGAUCAUGGAGGCCCUGCAGGGAUCAGAGGAGCGCGAAGACAGUCCACCCGACGUUAAGAAAUGGGCCGCAGAGACUCGCGCCACCAUUGCGCAGCGUAGUCCUACCAGCGUCAAGGUUGCUCUUUCUCAAUUGAGAAGAGGUGCACAAUGGAACAUCGCUCAGACUUUCCAGAACGAGCACAACAUCGCAUCCAAAUUUAUGGAACACCCUGACUUCGUCGAGGGUGUCUCGGCACGACUGAUCCACAAGCCCGCUCAGACUCCAAAGUGGUCAAAGACUAGCUUUGACGAUGUAUCUGAGAGCGAGGUCAACUCCUUCUUUGCCGACGAGCUCAAGCUUCAGCUUCCCAACACUGGCGGUGACUCGAAUUAUUCCGACUAUCCUCAUGCCUGGACCGGAUUGCCGCGGCAAAAAGAGAUCGAGACCUUUGUCAAGAGUAGUCCGCGUUCCGAUUUCCAGGGCGUCAUUGAUCACUUCGUGAGGACGAGAGGCGGAAAGAUGGGUGUAAGAGAGAAGGUUGAUGAAGUAUUGACCAGAAAGACAAGCCCGGCCGACAACAAGAGAGGCUUUGUAUGGAACGAUUAAUAAAUCUUGUAAAUUUACUAUUUCUUCACAUCUACCCACCUCCGUCUUGAAUCUCGACUCUUACGGCCUAUACUUGUUAGUGGUUAACAAUCGAGACCUUGCAGGUGAACUCUCCGCGGAUGCGACGGCCGCUUUCGUGAAACGGCUCGAUAAGGACUGCGAAAACCUCAGCAACACCCGAACAGAUGAUGAUAUAUAUGACAAGCAGCUAG